Vicia villosa (hairy vetch) is the source of this 1160-nucleotide messenger RNA. Its product is annotated as ethylene-responsive transcription factor ERF104. Lineage: Eukaryota; Viridiplantae; Streptophyta; Magnoliopsida; Fabales; Fabaceae. The record is from RefSeq and is a predicted model, not a curated record. Gene Ontology annotation, biological process: regulation of DNA-templated transcription; ethylene-activated signaling pathway. The coding region runs from base 197 to 880 and encodes 227 amino acids. Gene Ontology annotation, molecular function: DNA-binding transcription factor activity; DNA binding. The transcript has a single exon.
CUUCCUCUCUCCAUCUUGGAAUCUCCAUAGAAAUUAGAAACCACCUUUUCAUCACUUCUUCCAUUAGAAUUUAUAACCCCCUCAUAUUUAUAUCCUCUUCACUCCUUCUUUUCCACUCAACAAAUUCUUCUCUCUCCAUUUCAAAUCUAGAACACUCCUUCCUUAAACUCUCCAACAAUAAAAAAACACAAGUACUAUGGAACAAACAUUUGAGUCCACCUUCAGUUUCUGGUCCUCAAACAUUCUAGAAACUCAAAAUUCCAAUAACAUGACACAAACACCUUUCUCUAAGCCUCCAAGAUCAUCCUCCAAUCUAAGCAACCGUAAACCCUCUUUGAUGAACAUCAAAAUCCCUUCCAUUACCAAACCUAUCCCACAACAAAACAUUCAAGAGGAUAAUAAGCACUAUAGAGGUGUUAGAAGAAGACCAUGGGGGAAAUUUGCUGCUGAAAUCCGUGACCCUAAUAGAAAAGGGUCAAGAGUGUGGCUUGGAACGUUUGACACAGCCAUAGAAGCUGCAAGAGCUUAUGAUAAAGCUGCUUUUCAGAUGAGAGGAAGUAAGGCCAUAUUGAACUUUCCUCUAGAUGUUGCAAUUGCAACUGAUGAAUCUGCACAAGAAUCACUUUCUAGCUCAAAAUACAUGAAAGUUGGUGAGAAAAGAGAAAGAGAUGAAGGAAAUUAUGUUAAAAUUGAGAUGAAUAAUAGUAAUAAGCAAGUGAAGAAAGAAGAAGUGGUUUCAGUUUCAGUUUCAGGUACAGGAGGAACAGUUUGUCCUUUGACUCCUUCAUGUUGGAAAGGGUUUUGGGAUACUGAUGUUAAGGGAACUAUCUUCAGUGUACCUCCUUUGUCACCCUUAUCUCCACAACUUAUGGGAUGUUGAGAUUAAUUUCUUAUGGCCCUUUCAAUCAUUUUGGGGUGGUAAAGUGUUGAAUCUUGCUCAAAGUAAAGGAACAUAUAUGGAGAGUCUUUUGGUGAUGCUGGGGGUGCUAAUAGUAUAUUUUUGAAGGUGAAGAUUAGAGAUAUAUUGGUUGGUUUUAUAGUGUGAAUAUAUAUAGGAAGUGUGAAGAAGCUAGUGAUUAAUUCUUUAAUUAUGUUGUAUAUGGUCAUUUGGUCCAUGAAUAUUGAAAUUUGUUCAUUCGUUUAUUGAGAAUUGUAAAACA